Molecule: messenger RNA, 2814 nt
Organism: Exophiala oligosperma
Lineage: Eukaryota; Fungi; Ascomycota; Eurotiomycetes; Chaetothyriales; Herpotrichiellaceae
Exons: 3
Coding region: 1-2814 (937 amino acids)
Biological process (GO): mismatch repair
Cellular component (GO): MutLalpha complex
Molecular function (GO): ATP-dependent DNA damage sensor activity; ATP binding; mismatched DNA binding
Source: RefSeq, a predicted model, not a curated record
AUGCCAAUCGAGGCAUUGCCAGAGACCACGACACGGGCUCUUGGCUCGACACUUGUUCUCAAUGACGCAAAAUCAGUCGUCAAAGAACUUGUCGACAACGCCCUCGAUGCUCGUGCCACGGCCAUCAGUAUCGAAAUCUCCAGCAACACUAUAGACACCAUCCAGGUCAAGGACAAUGGAACCGGCGUCGAUGUACAAGACAGACAACUUCUGUGCAAAAGAGGUUGCACUUCAAAAAUCAGGUCUCUACAUGAUCUCAGUCGCCUUGGAGGUACAUUUUUGGGGUUCCGCGGUGAAGCCCUUGCCAGCAUGGCAGAACUGAGCUCAGUUGUGAGUGUAACGACACGAGUGGAGGGCGAAGUUGUCGGGACGGCCCUGGAGUACACGGCUGCGGGCUUGAAGAGUUCCGCUUCAGCUUCUCAUCCGGUUGGCACAACGUUUCGAGUGCAAGAUUUCCUCACCAAGAUCCCGGUGCGGAAACAGACGGCACUGAGAGGCGCCACCAAAACACUACACUCUAUCAAAAGCCUUCUUUUCACGUAUGCCUUUGCCCGGCGUGACGUUCGAUUCUCUCUAAAAGUCCUCAAAGCUAAGAACGAAAAAUCGGACUGGAUCUACGCUGCUAGUCGAAACGCUUCUUUGAGUGAAGUUGCUACCAAGAUUGUAGGAAAGGAGAUCGUAUCGGAAUGCAAGCCAUACAGACUCUCUCCGACUGAGGACGAGGAAGGCAUCGAAGAUGGUUGGUCGCUCGAUACACUUCUUGUUUCUCCAGAUGCAGACGUCGUGAAAACCCGGAGUGGUCCGCAGUUCUUAUCGGUGGAUGGCCGGCCUGUCAGUACAGAACGAGGUAUAAUGAAGGAGAUUGUCAAGAGCUAUAAACGCCAUGUUCACUGUAUUUUACCCAAGUCCACCUCCGUAUCUCGGCCCUUUCUUUGCAUGCAGAUACGGUGUCCUCCUGAAAGCUACGAUGUAAACGUUGAGCCUGCAAAGGAUGAAGUCCUCUUUUUCCGACCAGACAUCCUCUUGUCUUUGGUUGAGCGUCUUUUUAAGACGGCGUACGGUGAUUUCGACACAACCACCACAGGAUCUCCUGGGCUGGAAUAUCCAGAAGUCACCAUUACGUCUGCUCCGAAUACAGAUGCCGCAGACUUGCAAGAUGUGGGGACAUCGACUCUAAUGGACCGAGAAGCAUCUCCUUUGGCCUCCUCAGAGAUCGGAGACAGUUUUGGAGCGACCACGAACCCAUUUAGCAUUGCCGCCAUGAACAAGAUAGUCUUGCCGAGAAAGAUGGACGAAUAUGCGGAAGCCACAGCAACUUCAGCCUUUGGGGCGAGACUUCCAGCACGUGGACCUGGCAUGUAUACUCCAGAGCUUCUGCGUGAUACCCACAGACCAGAGUCGGGACAGCAAGAACAACUUCCAUCUCCCAUAUCUGAAGCCGGAUCCGAUGUCUUGCCUUAUCAGAACCCAGGGCCUCCGAAGAGACCUUGGCCUCGGAAGAAUCGACAGAUCUCGGACAUGAGUUCUGAUCCUCGAAACCAUCACGAGAUCGACGAUACCCCUGGGUCACAGCAGAUGGGAUUGGAGACGUGGCUGACGCCGCAGAACCAGCUACAAUCAUCGAUUUCUCAAGCUGCGCAUCGGAUGGCCCAAGGUCGAACUCUACCAACUCAUCAUGAUAUCGUUUCAGCUCCGACCCAGACUGGAAAUAGGACGGGGAAUUCCCAACGAACCCCAAUCGCUGGUGGAAGGCUUCAGUCUGGAUCCGGACAAAAGCCCUUUAAGUCCCCUUUCAAGCGAGCUAUGCAUGCAUCUUCACAGUCGUCGCUCGACUCAGCCACACCUUUCAAUGAUUACGGAGCACCUAGUACGGGUUUUGGUAGAUGUAUGGAGGUUGGCGUCCAGUCUUCGCCACAAAGAGUCAGAGAUCACCGAGCUUCUGAAUCAGACGAGGGUCUCUCUCCGGGGUCUGCUGAAAGUCCGGUAGAAUUAGCUGAACCAGUUGAUUCUCUCAUGCUCAGAUCUGAGCUGUCUGAAAUUAUGGAUUUCGAGCAGAGGAAAAAGGCCGCAAUCGCUCAUCAAAGGAAACUCGCAGCCAAGUAUCCAUCGACGUCACUUCGGGAAAUUUUGCGUCAAAGGUACCGGGGUAACGAAGCUGGUCCAGAAUUAGACGGCACUGGGUCGGUUUCGGCCAGCGACUUUGAGGAUUUGUUUGCCGACUUUUCGCCAGACUCAAUAUCCAAGUCCAACAAUCCACAUCGGAAUCGCUAUCUAGCUGCCAAAAGGGGCCUCCUCUCUCAUUCUCAUCCAGAGCGAGAUGAAGUUUCGGCCACAACAACAACAGGUUCUGAUGAUGGUGAUGCCGAAGGCCGCUCUAGCGAGGACACCUGUUUUGAUCUCCCUGAACAAUUACAUCCACCUUUUGAGGAUGACGUUGACGACCCAAGAGUAUAUCUGAGCAGGCAAAGACGCCGCCAACAAGCCGGCAACUCGAAGUUAUAUCGAACCAAAUCCUCCAAACUGCCUUUUGAAACGAUACCUCCACACGCCAUGACCUUGAAACUUGCGAUAGCAUCUCGAUUUUUCAAGGACAAGCAGACGUUUGAGCGUUACGCACGGAAGCUUGGGUCAGUCGACAAAUACGUGACUUUCGGAACGAUACAAUCUGCUGAUAAUGAUAUACACGAGGCGAUGAAUGACGAUUACACAAAUACAUUACGAGAGAUGGUAAAAACGAAAUAUCGAUUCAAGAAUUCUGAGGGAAAAGAGAUUGUUCCACAUUUGAAGAUCAAUCUGACGGGAAAGAGAGUUUGA